AGAGGGAAUGUUCCUGGUUUUGUGGUGUUUCUCUCUUGUUGGGGUGAGUAAAUGGGGAUGGGCCAUGCAAUCAGGACUCAUCUGAUUACAGAAACAACAGGAAACACUUUUAAUUGUCAAAUUACGAGCUGCAGCGCUGAGACUGGCGGAUUUCAGGUUUUGGCCUCGUUCAGCUUUUCUUUCAUGCCAGAGGAUUCAGCUUGUCACAAGGAUGGUUGCUUAACCCCAAACCAUCUACCCUAUAUAACAGCUGACUCCAGUGGGUAUCACUACGAACCAACUCAGGAAAGAAGGAUGAAGUCUCUCGGUGUCUACGUGCUACUAAGCUUUGCAGCCGCAGUCUACUGUGUGCCUGUCUCCAAAGUAGCAGUGGAAGAUGAACGUUUUGCAAAGGGCUACCUGAAGAGAUUCUUCAACCUGACAGAGGAGGAACACCCGUCGUCUCGGAAAGGAGAAAACCCAAUGAGCAAGAAGCUGAGUCAGAUGCAGAAAUUCUUUGGGCUCCGGAUAACGGGGGCCCUGGAUGACAACACCCUGGAGGUGAUGAAGAAGCCCCGCUGCGGAGUCCCAGAUGAAAAAAUUGCCCAAUAUUCGACUUUUGGAGACGACCUCAAAUGGAGCAAAAACACCAUCACAUACAGGAUUCAGAAUUACACCCCCGACAUGUCUCAGGCAGAGGUGGAUGACUCCAUUCGAAGAGCUCUUGAGGUUUGGGCCAAAGUCACUCCUCUGAGUUUCACAAAACUUACCAGUGGCACGGCUGACAUCAUGAUCUCCUUUGCUCGCCAAUCACAUGGUGAUUCCUACCCCUUUGACGGGCCUGGCGGGACUCUUGCCCACGCCUUUGCUCCUUCUCCUGACAUCGGAGGAGACGCUCAUUUUGACGAAGAUGAGACCUUCACAUUUCGUUCAAGCAGUGGCUUCGUCCUCUUCCUGGUUGCCGCCCAUGAGUUCGGCCACUCUCUGGGCUUGUCCCACUCUGAAGAUAAAUCUGCUCUCAUGUACCCUCUGUACUCAUACAAAGACCCCGACACCUUUGUUCUGCCCCAAGAUGAUGUCAGAGGCAUCCAGUCGCUUUAUGGUGCAAAUCCUUCUGGAGGUACCACAACAACUACAACAGGUUCAAAUCCUUCUGGAGGUACCACAACAACUACAACAGGUUCAAAUCCUUCUGGAGGUACCACAACAACUACAACAGGUUCAAAUCCUUCUGGAGGUACCACAACAACUACAACAGGUUCAAAUCCUUCUGGAGGUACCACAACAACUACAACAGGUUCAAAUCCUUCUGGAGGUACCACAACAACUACAACAGGUUCAAAUCCUUCUGGAGGUACCACAACAACUACAACAGGUUCAAAUCCUUCUGGAGGUACCACAACAACUACAACAGGUUCAAAUCCUUCUGGAGGUACCACAACAACUACAACAGGUUCAAAUCCUUCUGGAGGUACCACAACAACUACAACUCAGGCUCCCACCAUCCCUGAUGUCUGCCACUCACCUGUGGAGUUUGAUGCUGUCACCACCUUGAAAGGAGAAAUGUUUUUCUUCAAGGACAGCUACUUGUGGCACAGCAGCUCCGAGAGCAGCACGCCACAAAAGAGUCUUAUCUCAAGCUUCUGGCCCAACGGCCCAACAAGCGUCGAUGCUGCUUACGAGAACCCAGAGACCGGCAACGUCUUCCUUUUCAAAGGUUCUAAAGUAUGGGCCUUCUCUGGAACCCAGCCGGUACCAGGUUACCCGAAGUCCUUCUCUGAAUUCGGUCUGCCAAGUUUUUUGUCGAAAAUCGACGCUGCUUUUCAUGAUACUCUGUCUGGAAAAACCUAUAUGUUCUGGAAGGGCUACUUCUACUUAAUUUAUGAUGAAAGCAGAAGGGAUGUGGAAUCUUUUUCCUGGGUGAGCCUGACGUUUUCCGGAAUGAACAACCAGGUGGCAGCAGCCACCGAGAAAGAAGGUUAUGUUUACAUCUACAGUGGCCUCUACAUGUACAUGUAUGACCUGUGGAACGGGAAGUUGCUGCGUAAGCUGAAGAACACCUACCUGCUUGGCUGUAAUUAUCAUGCAAAUUGUCCUGCCUCCCACUUCCACUGGAGCUCUUCAUGUGAAGAAGACCUGAAAGGUUCUUCUUUGCCUUUGUGUUGGAAGGAAAGUGCAAUGGAUUUGAUGAACGCUGUAAAAGCUGUGAUGAUGCUGGCAUGUAUGGCGACCUGUGGAGCCAUGCCCACCUCUUCACCCAAUCAAGAAAAUCUCUCCAAAGCCCAGAACUACCUGUCUCAGUUUUUCUCCUAAGUCGGGGUCGUUUCCCCCUCCUCUGUCGUGCGGAGCUCUCUGGACUCUUUUAAUGACACAUUAAGGAAAAUGCAGGAAUUCUUUGGUCUGGAAGUGACAGGGCAGUUGGACUCUAACACGCUGGGAGUGAUGGCUCGCCCCCGCUGUGGUUUCAACGACAUGGCCAGAUACGGCCACUUUGAUGGCCGACCAAAGUGGAACAAGGCUGUGGUCACAUACAGGAUUACCGACUACACACCAGAUAUGAGUCAAAGUGAAGUUGAUUCCACCAUAGCCAAAGCCUUCAAACUCUACAGUGAUAUUAUUCCUCUGGAUUUCCAGCAGUCUGACAGUGAAACAGCUGACAUCAUGAUUAAGUUCAACUCUGGAGACCAUGGGGACUUUGCUCCAUUUGAUGGUCAGAAUGGUGUACUGGCACAUGCGUUUUCUCCUGGAGAAGGCAAUGGAGGGGAUACCCACUUUGAUGAGGAUGAGAACUGGACUCUAACCUCAGAAGGAGCCAACCUGUUUUUAGUUGCUGCACAUGAGUUUGGCCAUGCCCUAGGCCUGGUUCACUCUCAGAUUGAGACAUCCCUGAUGUUCCCCACCUACAAAUAUGUGAACACAGACGGAUACACAUUGCCAAAUGACGACAAAGAAGGUGUUCAGGCUCUCUACGGAGUCCGAUCAGAUAUUCUCCCACAACCGCAGCCUGAGCCAACGUCAGAACCUGCUCCAGACAGGUGCAACGGGAACCUGGUGUUUGAUGCAGUGACCACAAUAGGAGCGAAGCUUUUCUUUUUUAAAGACGGAUAUUUUUGGAGAAAGGGCAGCCGCUGGGAGGGCAUCACCAGGCAUAAAAUUCAGUCUGUCUGGCCUGGGAUCCGCAAAGUUGACGCGGCUUAUGAGAAUGAGAACAGGAAUACUGUCAUUUUCUUUGAAGGGAAUCAGUACUGGCAGUUUCGAGGUAAAACCGUCCUGCCUGGUUAUCCCAAACGUCUCACUGACUUCGGCUUCCCUUCAUCGGUCACCAAGGUGGAUGCUGCUGUUCAUGUGUCCUCUAUAAGCAGGACUCUUCUCUUUGUAAACAACAAAUACUGGAGCUACAACGAAGGGAGGCGCAGAAUGGACCGUGGCUACCCCAAAUCCAUCCACAGGCACCUGCCUGGGAUUGGUCACAGAGUGGAUGCUGCUUUUGAGAACAGAGGUCAUCUGUACUUUUCCUCCGGCUCAAGACAAACAGAGUACCACUACCAACGAAGAAGAGCGCUUAACAUUCUGAUGAACUACUUAUGGCUGGGUUGUUGAGCACCUGUUCUGUAUUUCACUCAGGAUUUUCAAGAUUCAGACACAUGGCAAAUACCGAUUAUGUUUCCGCUCACUAGGAAAUCGCAUUUUCUUUGGUUUGCUUGGAGAGAAGACGAGAAAAAAAUGUCUGCAUGUCUUUUGCUAAACAUACAAUAAUGCUGUAAACCUAGCAAUGAGCAAAAAUACCAUUACAAUUCUUUUUUGGGGAAGAUUGUUUUGGUAUGGAAACUACCAAUGUAGUAGAAAAAAAAAGAUCUAAUAGAACAGAGAUGCAAGUGGCUUUUUGUAGUUUCAAUAUUGGGUCUUAAUAACUUUGGCUAUAAAGAACCAGUUGAUGUUUUUAAAUGUAAAAACAA
Poeciliopsis prolifica (blackstripe livebearer) is the source of this 3935-nucleotide messenger RNA. RefSeq lists its product as uncharacterized. Gene Ontology annotation, biological process: collagen catabolic process; extracellular matrix organization; proteolysis. Gene Ontology annotation, cellular component: extracellular matrix. The transcript is spliced from 21 exons. Gene Ontology annotation, molecular function: zinc ion binding; metalloendopeptidase activity. NCBI's taxonomy places the organism in Eukaryota, Metazoa, Chordata, Actinopteri, Cyprinodontiformes, Poeciliidae. The record is from RefSeq and is a predicted model, not a curated record.